This is a messenger RNA of Paramecium tetraurelia, 1230 nucleotides long. RefSeq lists its product as uncharacterized. Gene Ontology annotation, biological process: tRNA wobble position uridine thiolation. NCBI's taxonomy places the organism in Eukaryota, Ciliophora, Oligohymenophorea, Peniculida, Parameciidae. Gene Ontology annotation, cellular component: cytoplasm; cytosol. The transcript is spliced from 3 exons. The record is from RefSeq and is a predicted model, not a curated record. Gene Ontology annotation, molecular function: URM1 activating enzyme activity; adenylyltransferase activity; thiosulfate-cyanide sulfurtransferase activity.
AUGAAAGAAUAUAUUGAAUACUUGUAAAACCUUCUGAAGUAGAAUAAGAUUGAAUUCGAAUAGGAAGAGGACUUUAUUUAACAUAAGGUGAGCCAAAUUAAUAAUGAAUUUGGAUAUGAACACAUCAAUAGAUACAAAAGAUAGAUGAUCUUAUCUGAGAUAGGUUUGACAGGCUAGAAAUAGAUUCAUCUUGCAAAGGUAUUGAUAGUAGGAGCAGGAGGUAUAGGAGCUCCUGCAAUAUAUUAUUUGGCUGGAGCUGGAGUUGGAACAAUAGGAUUAGUUGAUGGUGAUAGUGUAGAUGUAUCAAACUUACAUCGUCAAAUAAUUCAUAACAAUUAUAGAUAAGGGAUGAAUAAGUGUGAAUCAGCAAAAUUAUAAAUUAAUGAGUUUAAUCCUUUAGUGAAUGUUAUUACCUAUAAGCAUCAUUUAUCAUCUGCAAAUGCAAUAGAAAUCUUUUAAAAUUACGAUGUCAUAUUGGAUGCUACUGAUAAUCCUGCAACAAGAUAUUUAAUUAAUGAUACAGCAAUAUAUCUAAAUAAACCUUUGGUUUCAGGUUCAUCAGUUGGAUGGGAGGGUUAGAUAACAGUGUAUGGAAUGUAGGGACCUUGCUAUCGAUGUCUAUUUCCACAAUGUCCUAAGACUGUAUAGAAUUGCAAUGAAGCAGGAGUAUUUGGAGUUAUGCCAGGGUUGAUUGGACUCAUAGAAGCAUUGCAGGCUAUUAAAAUAAUUAUUGGACAGUAGACUUUAUCAUAAAAGAUGAUACUAAUAGAUGGAUUAAGGGAUGUCUAUAAAGUUGUAAAGCUGAGAGGAUAACAGAAGGAUUGUAUAGCAUGUUAAAAGUAAAUAAAAAUAAAUGACUAUGAUUAUGCAUCCUUUGCAUAGACUAUUUGUAGCUCAUCUAUUCCUUAUAGAGGAGGAUAUAAAGAGAUUGAAUGGAAAGAUUUCCUAUAGAUUUAAAGAAGUGAGAAAGUAGCUUUAUUGGAUGUCAGGCCAAGCUCGUAAUAUAACAUUAUCAAAUUGGAUGGAUUCACAAAUCUUCCAUAUUCAUAAAUUGAUUAACUUUAAGUUGAAGAAUAUAAGGAUAAAGAAAUCUACAUCAUGUGCAGAAGAGGUAAUAAUUCAAGGUUGGCUUGUGAAUAUCUAAAGGAUAAAACACCAAAUAUAUAUAAUAUUAUCGGAGGAAUAGAUUUAUAUGCAAAGUUAUAUGAUCCUAAAAUGCCGUUGUUAUGA